Molecule: messenger RNA, 704 nt
Organism: Coccomyxa subellipsoidea C-169
Lineage: Eukaryota; Viridiplantae; Chlorophyta; Trebouxiophyceae; Coccomyxaceae
Exons: 1
Coding region: 537-692 (51 amino acids)
Source: RefSeq, a predicted model, not a curated record
GAUACAAGACCAGACUUUACACAGAGUCCAGCAUACCAAUUUCCCAGUGCAGAUAAUGCUCAACCCAGUUUCCUCCCCCCCCUGAAGGACAUUUCCAGUACAAGUGGUGUGCAAUCCAGAGAGCUGUACUGAUCAGAAUUUCAUGAAGUCAAAUUCAUGGUGCAUGACUCCAUUCAUUACCAGCACUGUCACAUUUAAUGGGCUGAUUUUGUGAGACCAUCUGGCACCACAUAUGUGCAGAGACAACUUCAUGUUCAGGUCGCAAAAGCAGUGCAGGGACCAUAAAAUCCUCAAACACGAUUUGGCCAGGUCCUUUCCAGUGCAAGACCUCAUGCCAAUUUUCAACUCCUUUUCGAAAACAGGUCACAGUCCAAUCUUCCUGCUGCAGAGCAUCUCCAGCAGAGCUAGUACCAAACAAUCCUGACCCUCCACUGCAAUUCAGAACAGAAUACAAUGAAGGCAACGCCUGUCAGUGGCACAAGUGCUAAGUCAACCUGGCAGCAACUGGGCGUCUAUCGCAUGAAACACUGCCUGUCAUGUACAAAUUCCUGCAAGCAAACCUGCUAAGCACCCAUCUAGUAAUGCAAGCUUCAGCUUUGCAAAUUCCUGGCGUAUCAACUACGCUACCAAAAGAGGCUCCCAAGAUACAGUCUUCCUUGCAAGCAGUGAGACAGCAAGCACCGAAACAAUAGCCAGACUGCAGC